Molecule: messenger RNA, 1422 nt
Organism: Neoarius graeffei (lesser salmon catfish)
Lineage: Eukaryota; Metazoa; Chordata; Actinopteri; Siluriformes; Ariidae
Gene: pou3f3b
Product: POU class 3 homeobox 3b
Exons: 2
Coding region: 1-1422 (473 amino acids)
Biological process (GO): regulation of transcription by RNA polymerase II; brain development
Cellular component (GO): nucleus
Molecular function (GO): RNA polymerase II cis-regulatory region sequence-specific DNA binding; DNA-binding transcription factor activity, RNA polymerase II-specific
Source: RefSeq, a predicted model, not a curated record
AUGGCCACGGCGGCUUCCAAUCCGUAUCUGCCCAGCAGUAGUAUAUUAUCGUCGGGUUCGAUCGUGCACUCGGACUCAGGAGGUGCGGGCAUGCAACCGGGCGGCGGCGCGGCGACCUCGGUGUCCUCCGGCGGCUUCCGAGGAGAGUCGGCGGUGAAAAUGGUGCAGAGUGACUUCAUGCAGGGAGCCAUGGCAGCAGCGAGCAACGGCGGCCACAUGCUGAACCACGCACACCAGUGGGUGACGUCGCUGCCUCACGCGGCCGCCGCCGCCGCCGCAGCCGCGGUAGCAGCCGCCGAGGCCGCCUCGCCUUGGUCCACGAGUCCUGUGGGCAUGGCUGCCAGUCCGCAGCAACAACAGUCUCAGCAGCAACAGCAGCAGGAUGUGAAGAGCAGCACGGCGCGCGAGGACUUGCACACUCCCAGCACGCUGCAUCACCGGCAUUUAGGUCCUCACCAGGCGCACGCGGCUCCCUGGGGCGGCGCCGCAGCUGCUGCACACAUCUCCGCCAUUACCGCGAGCCAACAGCAACAACAGCAGCAGCAGCAAUCGCUCAUCUACUCACAACCCGGUGGCUUCACGGUGAACGGCAUGCUGAGUGGCGGCCAAAGUCUCGUGCACCCUGGACUGGUGCGAGGCGGCACACCGGAGCUGGAGCACGGCGCGCACCCGCACUCUCACCCUCACCAUCACCACCAUCAACAUCACCAUCACCACCACCACCAGCAGCAUCAGCAUCAGCACCACCAGCAGCAGCAGGGCCACCACGGCCCCAACAGCCACGAGGCACACUCGGAUGAGGACACGCCGACCUCGGAUGACCUGGAGCACUUCGCCAAGCAGUUCAAGCAGCGGCGCAUCAAGCUUGGCUUCACGCAGGCCGACGUGGGCCUCGCCCUCGGUACGCUCUACGGCAACGUGUUCUCUCAGACCACGAUCUGCCGCUUCGAGGCGCUGCAGCUCAGUUUCAAGAACAUGUGCAAGCUCAAGCCCCUGCUGAACAAGUGGCUGGAGGAGGCCGACUCCAGCACGGGCAGUCCUACAAGCAUCGACAAGAUCGCAGCGCAGGGCCGCAAACGCAAGAAGCGCACAAGCAUCGAGGUGAGCGUCAAAGGUGCGCUCGAGAGCCACUUCCUCAAGUGCCCUAAGCCGUCAGCGCAGGAGAUCAGCACCCUGGCCGACACGCUGCAGCUGGAGAAGGAGGUGGUGCGCGUCUGGUUCUGUAACCGCAGGCAGAAGGAGAAGCGCAUGACGCCGCCCGGAGUGCCCCCGACGCCGGACGAUGUGUACUCGCAGGUCGGCAACGGACAUUUUUUAGUAGAUUACUUAAAAGAUGCAAGUUUAAACGGGCCGAGCGAGGCGGGCGACCAGAAGGUGACAACAACCACACGCUCGUUUCAUCAGGUAAUUCUGGCGCAUUGA